Messenger RNA from Rhagoletis zephyria (snowberry fruit fly), 1697 nucleotides. It is a transcript of the gene Irc, whose product is annotated as Immune-regulated catalase. Gene Ontology annotation, molecular function: heme binding; peroxidase activity. The record is from RefSeq and is a predicted model, not a curated record. Gene Ontology annotation, biological process: response to oxidative stress. Lineage: Eukaryota; Metazoa; Arthropoda; Insecta; Diptera; Tephritidae.
AUGGAGAUGUUCACCGGUGAUGAGCUGAUAUUGCCAAUGUCGUUGAGUAAAAAAAUGCACUGUCUGAGUUUCAAUAAGAACAAACAAAAGUUGGAGGAUCGAGAAAGAAAUUUAGCAGUGGUACAGUGGGCACAAUUUAUUGAGCAUGAUCUCAGUAAACCUGUAGUUACUUCGAUGGGGGAUGGAAGCCAUAUUGAAUGCUGUAAUAAAAAUAACUUUGAACUGGGUCCACGACAUCGUCAUCCUUUUUGUGCGCCUCUGAUAAUAAACAGUGGAGAAUCUUUGUACGGCAAAGCCGAUUGCUUGAAUUAUGUGCGGAGCGCUGUAGCUGUCAGUACAAAAUGUACAUUCGGUGCAAUAGAACAAUUAAAUCUAGCGACAUCCGGUUUAGACCUUUCACAACUUUAUGGUUUUACACAUGAAGCACAAAAGCAAAUGCGUUUAUUGCAAAAGGGUCAAAUAAAAAGCAGUGCAAAUGGUAGCCUAUCAGAGAUUUACACUGAUAAACUGCCUAAGAUAAAUGACAACGCGAUCCACUACUGUGCUUUUGAAAAUUAUUCCAAUCAAACCGGACACUGUUUCAUGGCGGGAGAUUCCCGCGUUAACAAUAAUCCGCUUACCAUCGUAAUUUAUACAAUGUUUAUGAGAAACCAUAACCAAGUAGCCAAAAAUCUGGCUUCAAGCUAUCCACUAUGGAACGAUGAGGACCUUUUCCAAACUGCAAAAGCAAUCAACAUACACAUCUAUAGGAAUAUUGUAUUUGACGAGUGGUUGCCUAUUAUAUUGGGUGAAGAUACUGUGGUGAAAAUAAAGCAGGGAUCCCUUAGUAAGGCCCAUGAAGAGGAUGACAGAGUUUCAAAUGAAUUCGCUGUCGCCGCCAUACGAUUUUAUAUUUCGAUGCUGCCGAAUGUCUUAAAUAAUUCAACUGGAGCUAAGCGCCUGGAAUACAAUACAACCAACUCUUCAUUUGGUCUAACUAGAAAUAUCCUUCCCAGCGAAAAUGUAAUAUCAUUGAUUGAUCAAACAUACAAACCUAAAUUGGAAUAUACGUCCAAGAAAAUCGAUGCAUUAAUCGAAUCCAUUUUAAAUCAACCUGCUAUGAAACUGGAUACUAUAUAUGAUGACAGUCUAAUAUCAGAAAAUUUAAGCACAAAUAGACCUAACCACAAUGAUUUUCUGGCUUAUGAUAUCCAACGUGGUCGAGAUCAUGGUUUAAGGAGCUAUAUAAAUUACCUUGAAUUUCACACUGGCAAAAAAAUCAGUACCUGGACGCAUCUUGAACCCUUUAUCGCCAUGGAAGAUUUGAACAAAUUAAAAUCCAUUUACAACGACCUGAGCAAGAUCGAUCUUCUUGUUGGAGGUAUGGCUGAAACUAAUUCUUUCGGAGGUAUAGUCGGACCAACGUUUAAGUAUAUUUUGGCCGAGCAGUUCUCCCGAAUAUAUCAAAAGCAGGAGAGUUUGAAGGACCAGUUACUACCAGAUCUUACGAAAGUUUCUGCUGUUGAUUUCGUCUGCGCUAAUUCUGGCUUGCAACGAGUUCCAAGGAAUAUAUUCCUAUUCGUUUCCGACAAAAAUACUCAAAAAUCGUGCAUUGAUCAAUUGAAUCCGAUACGGGCCUGAAGAAUAUAUACAUAUAAAUACACAUAUCAUAUACUGUACGUAUACGUAUGCAAAUUUAGAUACAUACAUAUAUUAUA